This is a messenger RNA of Galdieria sulphuraria, 662 nucleotides long. Its product is annotated as E3 SUMO-protein ligase RanBP2. Lineage: Eukaryota; Rhodophyta; Bangiophyceae; Galdieriales; Galdieriaceae. The record is from RefSeq and is a predicted model, not a curated record. The transcript has 2 exons. Gene Ontology annotation, molecular function: GTPase activator activity. Gene Ontology annotation, biological process: nucleocytoplasmic transport. The coding region runs from base 49 to 630 and encodes 193 amino acids. Gene Ontology annotation, cellular component: cytoplasm; nuclear pore.
CUGUAAACAUUGCUGUCGUUGGUGUGAGGAACGACCGCCAUUGUUAAAAUGUCGACAGCGCCAACCAAAGAAGAAAACGAAGAACCUCAAGAAGAACAGAAAAACGAGCAAGGAGAUGAAAAAACAACUUUAGAAGAAGAUUAUUCUGUUCCGUUCAAACCUUUGGUUACUUUAGACGAAGUGCAGGUGACGACGGGCGAAGAAGAGGAAGACGUUUUGUACAAGAAUCGAGCUAAAUUGUUUCGAUUUGACAAGCAAGGCUCUCAAUGGAAAGAGAGGGGUACUGGAGACUUGAAAAUAUUGCAACACAAGGACACCAAGAAAAUACGUUUGCUGAUGCGUCGAGAGAAAACCUUAAAGAUAUGUCUUAACCAUUAUGUCAAUCCUAGUAUUCAACUAGAAGAAAAUGUCGGGAGUGAUAGGUCUUGGGUAUGGAACGCUAUAGACUAUGCAGAUGAGGUGGCAGAUGAGUGUGUUUUAGCGGUACGUUUUCCGAACUCGGAGCAGGCAAAGAAGUUUAAGCAAGCAUAUGAUGAUGCUAGAAGUGCCUUGGAGAAAAUCACGGAAGUGUCUUUGAACUCAUCACAAGAGAAAGAGAAGGAAGAAACUCAAACCAAGAAGGAAAAAUAAACUUGAAUAUUUUUCGUUUACUGCAGUUCUGG